Molecule: messenger RNA, 693 nt
Organism: Letharia columbiana
Lineage: Eukaryota; Fungi; Ascomycota; Lecanoromycetes; Lecanorales; Parmeliaceae
Exons: 3
Coding region: 1-693 (230 amino acids)
Molecular function (GO): acyltransferase activity, transferring groups other than amino-acyl groups
Source: RefSeq, a predicted model, not a curated record
AUGGCAUUCACCCUCCAACCCGUCGGACCCGCAGAUGUCUCAGACAUCACGCGAAUCUUCCAAUCCGCAUUCGCAAACGACCACAUAAUGAGUCAUUUCCACCCCCGCACCCCCGACCGCCUGAAGUGGGACCAAGAUUUCCAAUUCUUCUCCACGCAGAUCGCAGAGAGCGCAGCAUACGGCGGCCGUCUCACGAAAGUUGUCGAGGAAAGUUCCGGCAAAACGGUCGCCUUCUCGAAGUGGGAUUAUCCUCACGCGCUUACGGCGGAGCAACGGGCGGAGAAGAAGCGGAAGGCGAUGGAGGAUAGGCUGAAGAAGGUGGUAGAGGGGAGUAAUGAGGGGUUGAUGAAGGAUUUUUUCACGCAAUUGAUUGCGGGAAGGGAGAGGUGGCUUGUGCCGGAGAAGACGUUUUUCCUCCACAUCCUCGCCGUCGACCCCGCCUACCAGCGCCGGGGUCUGGGCUCCAUGCUCAUCCGUCCGGGUCUCGAAGAUGCGGACAAAGCCGGCGCACAGACCUACAUUGAAGCCUCGCCUGAUGGAUUGCCGCUGUAUCUGAAACAUGGAUGGGAGCCGGUGGAUAAGAUGGUGAUUGAUAUGGGAAAGCAUGGAGCGGGCAGUGGGGUGGAGGUUAUGCCGUUUUUGAUGAGGGAGGCGAACGCACCGAACAAAGUUGGGAAGAAGAUUGAUCUAUGA